GCCAAACACAAAAUCGCCUUGUACACUGGAACCUUCAGAUUCGAGAACAGCGCAGGCGACUACAAACUUGGUACUCUCUACAGGCUAAAAUAAAAUCUCAGAAAGACAUCGAAAAUGCCUGCUCCGACGGCGCUGCAGCGCGCUCCUCCAGAGACAAUCGCCGAGUCCGCAGACCAACAGCCCCACGACAUUCCUCUCCCUCCCGACUCAAAUGAAGAAAAUAUCGAAGUGGACAUAAUAACGGCGCCCCAACCAGAGAGCGCCGUGACGCAGGCACUGGAAGAGACGGACACAGCCAUGCAAAUCGACGAAGAAGGCCGACCUCGAUUCGCCCCGGCCUCACAGAGCGGCUCAGAGACGACGGCGGCGCUCCGAAUACAGUCGCGCAAGGUGCCGGUGCCGCCACACCGCAUGUCGCCGCUGAAGCAGAGCUGGGGGAAGAUCUACCCGCCGCUGGUGGAGCACCUGAAGCUGCAGGUGCGGAUGAACGUCAAGGCCAAGGCGGUGGAGCUGCGGACGUCGCGGUUCACGACGGACGCGGGCGCGCUGCAGAAGGGCGAGGACUUUGUGCGGGCCUUCACGCUGGGGUUCGACGUCGACGACGCCGUCGCCCUGCUGCGCCUCGACGACCUAUACAUCGAGACGUUCGAGAUCAAGGACGUCAAGACCCUGCAGGGCGAGCACCUGGGCCGCGCCAUCGGCCGCAUCGCCGGCAAGGACGGCAAGACCAAGUUCGCCAUCGAAAACACCUCCAAGACCCGCGUCGUGCUCGCCGACUCGAAGAUCCACAUCCUCGGCGGCUUCCAGAACAUCCGCAUCGCCAGGGAGGCCGUCGUCAGUCUGAUCCUCGGCGCCCCGCCCGGCAAGGUGUAUGGGAAUCUGCGGACCGUGGCGUCGCGGAUGAAGGAGAGAUUUUGAGCGUGGAUGUUUGUUUUUGUGUCUCUUUCACUAUUACCCAUGGCACGGUGCAUCAGAGGGCUUUUUCACGAGUGCAUAUGAAAUGUUGCGGUGAUCAAUGGGAACGGGCGUUCGAGAUGGAUGGAUGGAUUCGCAUGAAAACGACCGGAGGGAAAUGUGGUUUGUCGUUACCACCCUGGAACCUCAGCCAUAUCCUUGCAAUGAAACGGGAAAAGAAUAGAAACCAAAUGAUGACGACCCCAGGUAAACUAGAUUGACCCAACCCAUGUGGCUUCGGGUUUCCAGCCUGACCCCAUUUCGCCGAGCUAUGCAUACAGAAACAAAGCCCCCUAGAAGCUGAGUCUUCAGUGUGGUUCUAAUCCC
Molecule: messenger RNA, 1281 nt
Organism: Cladophialophora immunda
Lineage: Eukaryota; Fungi; Ascomycota; Eurotiomycetes; Chaetothyriales; Herpotrichiellaceae
Product: pre-rRNA-processing protein PNO1
Exons: 1
Coding region: 115-918 (267 amino acids)
Cellular component (GO): nucleolus
Molecular function (GO): RNA binding
Source: RefSeq, a predicted model, not a curated record